Messenger RNA from Miscanthus lutarioriparius, 867 nucleotides. Lineage: Eukaryota; Viridiplantae; Streptophyta; Magnoliopsida; Poales; Poaceae. The record is from the annotation of a GenBank genome assembly.
AUGGGAAUGAAUACAAUGGUGAUGGCAUACAGAGCAUUGUCGGGAUCUGCGCGGGUAACCGCAACCACCAUCCACGCCACCUCGACCCUGACCUCGGCGGGGCUGAAGCUGAAGGAGCCGAUGUCCCCUGGUGGCUCUGCGUCGGUUGCAGAGAGGAACAACGGCAGGGGCAAGGGCAAGACUGAGAUCAAGCGCAUCGAGAACACGACGAACAGGCAGGUCACCUUCUGCAAGCGCCGCAACGGCCUCCUCAAGAAGGCGUACGAGCUUUCCGUGCUCUGCGACGCCGAGGUCGCGCUCAUCGUCUUCUCCAGCCGCGGCCGCCUCUAUGAGUACUCCAACAACAGCGUGAAGGCCACCAUUGAGAGGUACAAGAAGGCAAACAGUGACAACUCCAGCGCAGCUGGUACGAUUGCAGAGGUCACAAUUCAGCACUACAAGCAGGAAUCUGCUAGGCUGAGGCAGCAGAUCACUAACUUGCAGAACUCCAACAGGGCCCUGAUAGGUGAUUCUAUCACAACCAUGAGCCACAAGGACCUUAAGCACCUGGAGACUAGGUUAGACAAAGGCCUUGGAAAGAUUAGAGCAAGAAAGAACGAAGUGCUGUGUUCUGAACUCGAGUACAUGCAGAGAAGGGAAAUGGAGUUGCAGAAUGACAACUUGUACUUAAGGAACAGGGUUGAUGAGAAUGAAAGGGCACAACAGACAGUGAACAUGAUGGGGGCACCAUCGACAAGUGAGUUUCAGCAGCAGGGUUUUAUUCCUUAUGACCCAAUAAGGAGCUUCCUGCAGUUCAACAUCAUGCAGCAGCCUCAGUUUUACUCCCAGCAGGAGGACCGGAAAGACUUCAACCUAGGGGAAAGAUAA